Rhinichthys klamathensis goyatoka is the source of this 2693-nucleotide messenger RNA. RefSeq names its product coiled-coil domain containing 85A, like (gene ccdc85al). Bases 439 to 1770 code for a protein of 443 amino acids. Lineage: Eukaryota; Metazoa; Chordata; Actinopteri; Cypriniformes; Leuciscidae. The transcript is spliced from 5 exons. The record is from RefSeq and is a predicted model, not a curated record.
AGAGAGAGAGAGAGAGAGAGAGAGAGAGUCGCUGCAGUCACGCUCAUUUCUCCGGAGCUCAGGCUGAGGAUGCUGCCGUCUCUCCAUGAGGAUGGUGAAGCGCGCAGAGGCAGACGGAGGCGAGCGCAUCGGGCCGCCUGAAAACACCCACAUCUCCCCUGCUAUCCUAUACCGUCACUUUUCUAAACUUACAAGAACUAUGAAUAGGAGUCGAUGCUGAAUAAUCCGCGCGGACUUGUUCUGUAUGCCGCCGCCUUUCUUCUCCUCGUCAGCUGCAUCAGCUGUUGCUUUGGGAAAAGUCGAGGCGACUCCCACUCUAAGGGCAUCGGAUACGGGCAUCACUCCACGAUGCGUCCUCUGUCUCCCUGACUCCUCCUAACAGCCUGCCUCAUUAAUAUUUGAUCAGCACCUGGUACCAGUAGCAGCUCACCUCUUCUGAUGGAGCAAUCUCUACAAGCACAGCCUGGAUCUAAGGCGUCAGAAAGUCCAGCAGAAGAAAUCACCAACCUCACGGAUGAAGAGCUCCUCCAAUGGAGCAAAGAGGAGCUGGUGCAGCGACUCCGAAGGUCUGAAGCCCAUAAAAUUAGCGUCAUCCUGGAUCACAGUAAUCUGAUUCGUGAGGUGAACCGCAGCCUCCAGCUGCAUCUGAACGAGAUCCGGGGGCUGAAGGAGGUAAACCAGAAGCUGCAGGAUGACAAUCGGGAACUGCGAGACCUGUGCUGUUUCCUGGACGAUGACCGGCAGAAGGGCAAGCGAGUGUCGCGCGAGUGGCAGCGUCUGGGCCGCUUCAGUGCCAGCGUCAUGCGUAAGGAUGUGGCGCUGUACCUUCAGAAGCUGACAGAACUAGAGCACAAGCAGGAGGAGGUCAUUCGGGAGAACCUGGAGCUGAGGGAACUUUGUCUGCUGAUAGACGAAGACAAAGGUGGCAGCGGAGGGGAAGGAGUCCAAGGUGGGGCGGGGUCCACUGGAUGUCGCAAUUCCAUUGACAGCCAGAGUGGGCUCCUGGUACCUGGCUUGCUGCGGGACGUUGGGGAUGGAAGCAGCACUUCUAGCGCAGGAAGUGCCGACAGCUCCGAACAUCCACACCAUAAGCAGCCACAGCCACCGUCUAGCGGAGGAACUGGGAAUAAAAGCCCGGAUCUCCAGAAGUCUCGCCUUGGGAAGAGAGGGGAAGGAGAUCGCGGGGAGAUCUCCAGCCCUGACCCUCCUGUCCGACACAGAAGCACCAGCCUGGAGUAUCCCUUCAUUCUGCCCCAGCCCUGCCGACCUCGCUGUGGCUCCAUAUCUGUGCCUGACCAUCGGCUGAUUAGAGGGCUAAGUCCAGAAAAGUACGGUCGAUCUCUGGGCCACCGGAGUCCGGAGACUCAUCCGAAGCACCAUCUGGCUCCAGGGCAGCCCAUGAGUCCCGAGCUCUACAUUCAGAGGCACAGGGGAAGCUUAGGAGGUGGGCCUGGGAGUCCAGAGUCUAGACAUAUGCUGCUAGGAACGUCAGAGUUCCUCCAUGACAAAAGCAAGCUGGGAGGAAGUAGUCCAGAGAUGCUGAGGCACCAGUACAGCAUGAGCCCUGAGCAUGGGAAGUUCGGCAGCCCUGGUAGAGAGACGUCACCACGUAGACUGGCAGGAGACGAGCUGUCGCCACAUCAUCGGAGCCUUUACAAUGGUGUGAAUGCUUUGAUAUCAGCAGGAUGUUGCAGCAACAACUGCAGGAACGUGAAGCUCUGGGACAGAAGAAAGAAAAUAAUACAGGGUUGGAACAAAACAGAGUUUUGAUGGCUCCUCUUGACCACACCCUUGCUUGGAGGUUUGGGGAGACGCAGGGGCCCCUGGAGCCCCACUCCAACCAGGCAGAUAUUCCAUCCCUUCACCUUGUGUGCGAUGGGCCGAGCAGUCUGGCCCCAUUUCAGUUGUCAUAGCUGCAGUUCGCUUUGUGGACCCUCUGGUGCAAUCAUUUCAAAGGGGACUAGAGAGAGACGCAGGAUGUUCUGGUGAAAGAAGACGCUCACACAAACCACAGAAACAGACACACCCACACACAGCUAUGAGAAUCGAAAUGUCUCCUGUGGUUUACAGAUGUUUAACAGCACUGCAUUUGGGUAAUCAAACACUCUCUCUAUAUCGGUGUCUCUCUGUAUCAUUCUGAGUAGCAAUAGGACACAUGAAACAUGAUGCUGUGGCUUUUCUGAAGGUGCUUCCCUGUCCUUGAUAUUUAUUUAUGCAGUUUCUUUUCAGCCAAAGCUAUUUGAAAUAACUUUAAUGUUCAUUUUUCAUCCAGACAUCUAUGAAGGAGUAUCAGUGUCAUGUUUUCUAGGUUUUCCAUAUCUUGUUUUUUUUUUUUACAUGACUGACACCAGUGCAAGGUGUUUGUGUAUGGUUUAUGGUCAUCAACGAAAGCAGAAUGGACUCUGUAUAUGUUGUCAGUGACUGAAUAACCUGAUCAGUGUUUUGCACUGAUUCUGUGUGUGUGUGUAUGCGUGUUUAUUGGCUUUAUUAUUCCUUCCCUAAAAGCUCCUGUAUAUAAGCUAAUGAGGUCUUUCUUUAUGUUGUUUUAUAUACAGACGUACAGCAUAGUAUAGUAAAUUAAUGGAUUAGUUUUAUAUGCAUAUAAUGACUAUUAUUUUUGACUCACAGUUAUUAUUAUAACAAUAAUAAUAUGAAUAUAUCUAUGUGCAAAAUAUUAAAGGAUUUUCAUUAUG